CAGAUGAUAAGAAUGAUGAUAACAGUGGUUGUUUCUUAUGCUUUAUGCUGGUUUCCAAUACAUACAGUAACCAUAGCAGGCGACCAUGACCAGAGUAUUUACAACUACCCCCACAUGCCAGUAUUAUGGAUGUUAUUCCAAUGGCUCGCUAUGAGCAACAGUUGUUAUAAUCCCAUCAUCUAUAUCUGGAUGAGCCCAAAAUUUCGA
Lottia gigantea (owl limpet) is the source of this 207-nucleotide messenger RNA. RefSeq lists its product as hypothetical. Gene Ontology annotation, biological process: neuropeptide signaling pathway. Gene Ontology annotation, cellular component: membrane. The annotation marks the transcript as partial. NCBI's taxonomy places the organism in Eukaryota, Metazoa, Mollusca, Gastropoda, Lottiidae. The record is from RefSeq and is a predicted model, not a curated record. The transcript has a single exon. Gene Ontology annotation, molecular function: neuropeptide receptor activity.